AUGAAUCCUCCAUCACCAUGGAAGACUCCAAAUCAAGUAAUGCAGCUGCACAAGUUAAAAAAACGCAAAAAAGCAUUGCAGAAACGAAUGCAACAGCCGUCUACAUCGAUUGCUGUAGAAACAUCUAGUCAUAAGUCUACUGUUGAUUUAGACUUUUCAAGAAUUCUUAAUGGUGACAAAAGAAAAAAUCCAUUUUCUAAAAAUAAUGCAGAACCAAAUAAAAAAUCCAAACUAGAAGAAGCUCCACAAAUAGAUGAAUCAAAUGACAAGACCUUAUUUGCAUUACUAAAGAUGCCUACCAAAAUAAUUGACAAACCUGCACAAGAAGUAAACAUAGAGAAACUUGCAACAUUUUCAAACUUACUACAAAAAUUUACUGCUGAGCAUACAGUAGAAACGCAAGUUAUUGAAAAGAAAUAUAAACACCUCACAAUAGACUGGGCUCUUAAAACUAAAUUAAGGAUAAUGUCUCCUAAACCAUUUCCUUGGUCCUCUAAAUUGAAAGCCAGCGAAGAAGCUUCAGGGAUUACUGGUUUCGUCCGUUGUCUCGACACCGCGUCUUCAUCGACCCUGGAUACAUCUCCCCGGGCACGUUUUCACCAGGUCUGCUUGUACUGGCAACACCCACACCUGCCUUGGAUUAAUUUAUAUCCAAGGUCUUCGGGCAAAGUCGCAGCAACUAAUUUUAUGGCCAAUAAUGAGGAAGUGAAACAGGCACUGUUCACAGAGUGGACAGAAAGCUUCAGAUCUUUAUUUCAGCUGCUGCGCGCGCUGCACUGCCCGUACUUCUACGUGUGCGCGAACUCGUUCACGUGCGUGUUCCUGGCGGCGGGGCUCUGCGGCCGCGAGCCCUGCGCGCUGCUGGCGCCCACCACCCGCGGCCUGCGCCGCGCGCUGCGCCGGGACGAUGUAGAAUUUACAAUGCCCCUUCGACCAGACAGCAAAAAGAAGUUCAACAAUUCAGAUGAAGAUCGCGGGAAAAAUUCUUCUUUCGACAGUUGUUACGACACGAUGGAUGAUGUGAGAGAACAGGAUGUUGACAACUGUUCUGGCGAUGAAGAGGAUCCUGACCAAUUCUUAUCGCAAAUGGGCCUCGAAAAUGAAGAGAUUAAAAAGAUAAAUAAUGCGCAGGCGCGCGCGCGGCUCACGGCGGAGAGCAGCGCGGACGGCGCGGCGGCGUCGCUGGCGGCGGUGCGCGGCGCGGACGCGCAGGCGCUGUUCAACUUCCUGCUGAACUGCCGGUCGGCGGUGGCGGCGGCCGGGCCCUGCGCCGCCGUGCCGCCCACGCUGCUCGCGCCCGCCGCCUUCCACGGCGCCGCGCUGCAGUCGCUCAAGAUGCGAGAGAACAUAAUCCAGUCGGACAGCACGAAGUACUACUCGAUCGAGCUGCGCGGGCCCAUCCUGCCCAGCGCCGUGCACGCGCUGUGCGGCGUGCUGCGCGCGCGCGCCGACUACAGCGCCGUGUUCGCGCACCUCGCGCCCACGCUCGCCUUCACCUCCGCCGCCAGGAGGAUCGUCGAGGAAGAAUUAUCGAAACAAAAAGAACCUAACGAUUUUGCACAAGCGUUCAAUAAAGAAAAUCUAUCAGAUUGUGGCCUCAGUGAAGACGUGUUGAAGUUAUUUUGUUCAACCGACCCCAGCAAUGUGAAGCCUCUGGACAGUGUUAAAUAUAACUCGGAAGAUGAUACUUUUACUUGG
This is a messenger RNA of Brenthis ino (lesser marbled fritillary), 1698 nucleotides long. NCBI's taxonomy places the organism in Eukaryota, Metazoa, Arthropoda, Insecta, Lepidoptera, Nymphalidae. The record is from the annotation of a GenBank genome assembly.